Messenger RNA from Staurois parvus, 264 nucleotides. Lineage: Eukaryota; Metazoa; Chordata; Amphibia; Anura; Ranidae. The record is from the annotation of a GenBank genome assembly.
UUAUAUAGACAUUUAAAAGCCCUGAAACUGCUACUGGGUGAUGCCAUCUUGGAUGGUAGCGACCAGGGGCGGACAGACAACUCAUGGGCCCCCAGGCAAUAGGGGAACAUGGGGCCCCUGUGUCCUUGCCCAAACUCAAAAAAGCCUAUGAAAAAGGUACCAGGGGCAUCUCAUGACGCCAGGCCCUCGGGCAGUGCCCGAGUCUCCAAAUGGUCAGUCCGCCCCUGGGUGUAUCUGCUGCGAGGCAAACAAGGCGUUUGCCUA